This is a messenger RNA of Glycine soja, 645 nucleotides long. RefSeq lists its product as uncharacterized. The record is from RefSeq and is a predicted model, not a curated record. The coding region runs from base 1 to 645 and encodes 214 amino acids. Lineage: Eukaryota; Viridiplantae; Streptophyta; Magnoliopsida; Fabales; Fabaceae. The transcript has a single exon.
AUGGCAGCUGACUUUCUAGAGGAGAUUGAUUCUGCUCACAUACACCAAUCCAGCAGGGAUAUUCUGUGGUGGAAGCCAGAUCCUAAUGGUUUAUUUUCAACAAGAUCUGCUUACAAGGUGCUACAGGGGGCUCAUCAUAGUGUUAGUCAAGACAAUGUUCUAAACACCAUGUGGAAACUGAAAAUUCCUCCAAAAGUGAGUGCUUUUUCGUGGAGACUCCUCAAGAAUAGACUCCCUUCUAGGGACAAUCUCAGAAAGAGACAGGUCACAAUGCCUUCUUAUAGCUGCCCUCUUUGUCAUCAUGAAGAAGAAUCGAUUAAUCAUCUUAUUUUCAACUGUACAAUGACAAGGAGACUUUGGUGGGAGCCUUUGAGAUGGGUUAAUAGAGUGGGUCCUUUUUCCACAGACCCAAAGAACCACUUUUUGCAAUUCACUCAAUGGAACAACAAAGCUAGUAUAAACAACAGAUGGAAAUUUCUGUGGUUAGCUCUAUCCUUCUCCAUCUGGCAUCAUAGAAAUGCCAUGAUUUUCAAGAACCAGCCGUUUGAUCCUGAAAAGGUUAUGGAUGAUACCUUGUUCCACACUUGGUCUUGGUUAAAAUGUGCAGAGAAGGACUACACCAGGGACUACACCAUCCAUAUGUAG